AUUAUAGUUUUAUCAAUUCUAGAAAGGUCGUAAAUUUUAAUUUUGUAUCCAAUAUACUGUGCCCCUCCAAACUGUAAGUAACACAAUAAUUUAAUAACAAACAAUAAAAUAAUUAUUUAUAAGUUUUACAGAAUUAUUUUUAUUAUCCUUGCUGUAUUUGCUGAUACCAAAAAACAAACGUCUCCACUAAUUUGGAACAAAUCGAACAACACAAUGCCAAAUUUGAACAAGGUUGGUCACCUACAAACCAACAAAACAAAGAAGACUGUCGCAUUCUUGAAACUUAAUGGACCAUCCAAGAAAGUCAAAUGGGCUGAAAGCCCACGAAAUUGCUCCAUUGAUACAUGACUGGAGAUCAACUGGACCAAGGAAGCUGGAAUUAAGUUAAUAUAUUUUAAUAGUAAAAGUAAAAUACUGCGUAUAACAUUUGAAGUGUUUUUUGCACUUCGCCUUUAAAAUUUUAAGUUUGAAAUCGAUUAGAUUAAAAAUAUCUUUUGUAUAAAAAGGAUAAAAUCGUAAUAAUCAGUCCAUUGUAUGUAUUCGAAACUAAAAUCAUGAAAAUUUAUAUUCUUCUUGCUUGUUUGGCAGUAGCUGUAUCUGCCAACACUCAAAAUCAAUGGAAACAUUUUAAACAAACCCAUCAGAAAUCCUACCGUUCCCUUAUUGAAGAACGCCUUCGUUACCAAAUUUUCUCCGCAAAUCUGGAAAAAAUCGAACAGCACAAUGUCAAAUUCGAACAAGGAUUGACGACCUACAAGCAAGGAAUCAACCAGUUCUCUGACUGGACCGAAAAAGAGUUCCUAGCUUUUUUAACUCUCAGCGUACCACCUGAAAAAAUUCAAAGUGACAAAUUUUUUGAAUCUAACGAAACUAUUCCCUCUGAAAUCGAUUGGAGAACAAAGGGGGCCGUGCUUAAUUGGGUUAAAAAUCAAGGCGCCUGUGGAUCUUGCUGGGCUUUCAGUGUUGCUGGAACUUUGGAAAGUCACAACCAAAUUAAAAAUGGGAAAUUAAUUUCUUUGUCCGAACAAAAUUUGCUCGAUUGCUCGACUUCCUAUGGAAACGGUGGAUGUGGAGGUGGGCACAUGAGUUCUGCCUUUAAUUAUGUAACAGAUCACGGUAUCAUGUCCUUGGAAGAUUAUCCUUACGAUUGGGUGCAAAAGGAAUGCAGAUACAAUCAAAGCAAAGUCGUCGUCAACUCCAAAGGAGUUGUUUUUAUAAAUCCGAACUCGGAAGAAGACUUGCUUAAAGCUGUAGGAACGGUUGGUCCGGUCUCCAUUGGUUUUCACUCCACUGGAAAUUUGCAAAGCUACUCGUCCGGAAUUUUCACCGAUAGCACUUGCACGAAAACCAUUAUGAACCACGGUCUAGUGGUGGUCGGUUACGGGACCGAGGGAGAAACGGAUUACUGGAUUGUUAGGAAUUCCUGGAGUGGAGACUGGGGUGAAAAGGGAUACUUCCGUGUCGUUCGUGGUAGUAAUAUGUGUGGAGUUGCUACUUCUGGUAUCUACCCGUUACUUUAAAUAUGUUGUAACGUUGAUAAAUAAAUAAAUUGUUAACAUACCUACGUAUUUUAAG
Molecule: messenger RNA, 1575 nt
Organism: Brassicogethes aeneus
Lineage: Eukaryota; Metazoa; Arthropoda; Insecta; Coleoptera; Nitidulidae
Source: the annotation of a GenBank genome assembly